GUACACACACACUGAGCAUGGCCAGGCACAGCUUGCAACCCCCAAGAUCAAACAUCCCAUCGUCACCAUGGAGCCUCCCCCGAACACAAAGAAACGACCCAUGGACGAGCAUGCAGAACCCGAGGAUGCGGAGUCUUCGAAGCACCCGAAGUUGGGCGCGGAGGUGGAGAGGCCGAGUGGGGCGGAGAGGGUGAGGGAGAAGAGGGACGAUGAGGUUAUGGGUGAGGUUGAGAAGUUGUUGACAUGCAGUAUAUGCUACGAAAUCAUGCACAGACCCAUCAUCCUCCUCAACUGCCUCCACACCUUCUGUGGCGCCUGUUUCCACACCCACACCAAACUCACACCCACACCCGAUAACCUCAACCCUGAUCUCGGCCCCGGUCCUGGGGAUGCCGACGGUGGUGGUCUUUGGGGCGACGGGAGACCGAGUAAGAAAAUGACGUGUCCGACAUGUCGAACGAAUGCGAAAACAUUGAAGAAAGCGUGGAUGUUGGAGGGUGUGAUCAAGUCCUUCUUGGAGUCGUAUCCGCAUAAGAAGAGGCCGGAGACGGAGUUGGAGGAGUUGGACGGGAUUUGGCCUGGAGUCGACAAGCCGGGAACCAACACCUACACCGGGGCAGCUAUGGGUACUGGGGCAGCACCGGCUGCGCCUGCUGAGGUAGAGGAAGAAAGCGACGAUGACGACGAUGACGACGGUGGAGCAGGAAACGCUGACGACGACGACGACGACCACUCCGAAGAAGAAGACUACGAAUCCCGUAUCUGGCUUCCCUGCCCCUCCUGCCCCUCCCACCCCCACCACCCCUCCUCCGACCCGGACCACGAAGACCGCCGUCCGGUGCCAUUUACGUGUCCGGCCCCCAUCGAUCGGAAUUUGAGGAUCGAGAUUGAGGCGAAUCCGGAGGUGGAGGGACAUGGAGUUUGUGUGCAGUGUGAGAGGGUUGUGCCGUUGCAUGGGAGGGAUCCGGUGUUGGAGGGGGAGAGGGUUGAGAGGACGGCUGCUGCUACUGCUGCUGCUGCUGCGGAGGCUGAUGCGGAGGAAGAUGAUGAUGAUGAUGAUGACAUGGAGAUCAUCACGGAGAAGACCCAAGGCGAGGGAUCUACGACCCCAGCUGGAUCUCCCCCGGUGGGUGGAGAUCAUGUCGCGGCGCUUGCAGGGAAUAUGGAGUAUCGCGAGCAGCAAGCACAGGAGGACAGCAUCAUGGAAGACAGCAGCGAGGAAUACCACACCGCAACAUCAACCUCAACCCCCGCCUCCCCAAACGCCGACACCCAUCACCCCGCCGCCACCAACCCCACCCUCACCUCCUGGUACACCCACGCCGAACGCUGCAAAGCCUGCGGCGACGUCUACUGCGACGCAUACUACGGCACCCACCCCUCCCGCGAAUGUCUCCUCCCACUUUCGCGUAGUGUCCCGCCUACGCAGAGUUUAUCGAGUUUUGUGAAUAUGGCGAGUGGGUUUGGGAAUUCGAUUGAGAGGGGGUUGUGUUUGGAGUUUGUGAUGGGGAGGCGGGAGUGGGAUUCGGUGGGGGAGUUGUGGAGGGGGCUGUUGAGGUUUGCGAUGGAGAGUCAGCUUAGUGUUGGCUAUAAUGGAGCCGUCGCUGCUCCCGCAGCCGCGACGACGAAUCGUCAGGGGAUGAUGGUUCGAUACGUCGGGCAAAACGUCGGAGAGAAAGAUUGGGUUUGCAAAGCCUGUAUCGGGGAAAUGUUUUGUGCGUGGGUUAGUCGGUGGUGGGUGUAUCAAAUCAGGAAGGAGGGGAGUGGGGUGAAGGAGGAGGUUAGGAGGAGGACGGCGUGUGAGGGGGGCAUUAGGUGUGAGAGGCAGGGGGAUGUUGUGCAUUGUAGGGAGUUUGAGCAUUUGAGGGGAUGAGGUUAUUAACGUCCCUGUGAGGGGGAGUGUGUAGGGGAAGAUGAGGCGAGGUGGGGAGAGCAUUUUUAUUUUGUGGUGUCUUUUAUUGUUGGAAAGGGAUCAUUGAGGCGUCAGACUUAGGCCGUAUUGGUGUUAUUGCUUGCUCUAUUUGAUAUCGUGGCUGAAUAACAUACUCGUAUUAACACAUCCCGGUUCAGGAC
Saitoella complicata NRRL Y-17804 is the source of this 2073-nucleotide messenger RNA. RefSeq lists its product as uncharacterized. Gene Ontology annotation, biological process: mitotic cell cycle checkpoint signaling; protein ubiquitination; ubiquitin-dependent protein catabolic process. The transcript is spliced from 2 exons. The record is from RefSeq and is a predicted model, not a curated record. The coding region runs from base 68 to 1873 and encodes 601 amino acids. Gene Ontology annotation, molecular function: metal ion binding; ubiquitin-protein transferase activity. NCBI's taxonomy places the organism in Eukaryota, Fungi, Ascomycota, Saitoellomycetes, Saitoellales, Saitoellaceae. Gene Ontology annotation, cellular component: nucleus.